Molecule: messenger RNA, 1721 nt
Organism: Drosophila serrata
Lineage: Eukaryota; Metazoa; Arthropoda; Insecta; Diptera; Drosophilidae
Source: RefSeq, a predicted model, not a curated record
GGGAAUAAUCUUUGUUUGAUGCAGUUAAAAUAUUUAAAUAUCCUCCGUGUUACUUAUUAUUUACGAUAGUAUCGAUAUAUCCGAAAAAUGCAGUCUGUACCAUCGAACUAGUUCGCUGUUUACGAACAAGAAGGCAGAGAAAGACCAAAACAAUUACGGACGAUAGCCACAAAGCGGACGUGGAAAAUCUGUGAAAAUUUUUGGUAAAUCGCGUGCGGGCGCAUUGAAAAAUGGUGCUGCGAUCGGGGAUCAUAAUUCCGUUUCAGUUUCGCGACACGAAGAAGCUGCUGAUGAUAGGCGUGCCGGAGGAGAACCGCAACCUCAACAUCUGGGACCUGAAGAACGUGGUGCGCGCCGCCUUUGGCAUCUACAAUUUUGAGUUCAGGAACAAGAAGAUCGGCUUCAACAUCCCGGACGAGCUAUUGCUUCACUACCUGGCCCAGCGGCACGACCUCACCAACUUUGUAAUAGAGAUCAGUCAAGUGUACGAUGACAACUAUGUGCUUAACCGCCAGUGCCGGUGCUCGGAUCAGAAAAUGCUCAACGAAUCGCCCACGCCCGAGGAGCCCACCAAUCUGUGCCAGCCCAGCAAUGUUUUGGAGGCAGCGGCGGCGGCACCCACCCCAAUCAUGACUCUGCCGCCCUGCGACGACGAGGAGCAUGAUCACGACCACGAGCACGAGCACGAGGAGAGCAUGAAGUAUCGGAUUGACAAGGCUAGCAGUGGUGCUGCCUCUGCGGAACUGGGCAUGCCGGCGUACGAGGCAUGCUCGCCCAAGAUGGACUACGAUACGCAGGACGAGCUGCCGGAUUCUCCGCACUCGCAGCCACUACCCCCACCGCCUUUGCCUUUAACUGCGGCUCUUCCAUUGCCACCGCCGCCCACCUCCCAUCACCAGCACCUGCAUCAGCAGCAGCAACAACACGAGGAGGAGCAGCAGCAGCUGCUGCAAGAGCGCAUCCAGCACGAGUACAUGAUUCAGCAGCAGCAGCAACACCAGCAUUUGCAACAGCAGCAGCAACAGCACUUGGCACUCCUACAGCAGCAGCAGCAGGAACAGCAUCAACAGCAACAUCAGCAGCAUCACCAUCAGCAGCAACAGGGAGUUAACAUGGCCAUAGGCACGACCACCACCAACAAUAUACGACAACGCAAGGAGCGCAUGUCCAAGCGGCAGAAGGAACUGUAUGUACACUUCCUGCAGCAGCAUCAGUUCAUCAACGACCAUCGGCGCAACGAUCCCGUGCUGGAUCCUUACUGGCUGAAGCUGGCGAACUUACUGAACGCGGUGCCGCAGGGUGCCGUCAAGCAUGUGACCGAGUGGAAACAGACCUUUGAUAACUGGCGCUACCGCAUCUUCCUCUACGCCCGGUACAAUUCCAAGCUGCAGGACGAGGAGGCCCAAAAUCCGCGCAACUUCAAACCCCUGACGCGCACUGAUAAGCAGGCGUAUAUUAUGUGGAUCCGGAAUCCGGACACAGCGCCGCCGGACCUCGACAAGAUGCGCAAUGUCUUUUGCAAUCUGGAAGAGACGGCGGCGUCGGCAGCGGCUCAGCAGGAGUAGAUGUUUCACGGAUGUUCGGGAUUGCCAUUAUCGUAGUUGUACAAUUUUUAAACAAAUCAUUUUCUUUGUCUUCGUUUCCUCGGUUUUCUCUUAUUCUGUCGUGUUAAUUGUGCGUAUGUAUAUGUGUCACUGUUUUUUAUAUUCCUGUUUUGGGAA